Messenger RNA from Olea europaea var. sylvestris, 663 nucleotides. RefSeq lists its product as uncharacterized. The record is from RefSeq and is a predicted model, not a curated record. Bases 1 to 663 code for a protein of 220 amino acids. NCBI's taxonomy places the organism in Eukaryota, Viridiplantae, Streptophyta, Magnoliopsida, Lamiales, Oleaceae. The transcript has 4 exons.
AUGGAAUUCGGCUCUAAAAGAAAAGAUUUUGGAAUUUGGUUUUGUCAAUUCAAAAGCAUACAGCUCCUUGUUCAUUUACAAGUCAACCUUUGUUUCAUGCUUCCUGCUGAAGUCAUUCCUACUACAACGGGUUUAUUCCCGUCCCAACACAAAUACAUUUAUGACAUUCUCGCAAAGGCAAACGUGCUUGGAUCAAAAGAAAUGUCCACUCCACUAUCCACAACAAUAGCUCUUACACUCAUUGAGGGCACUUCAAUAGUAGACAGCAAUGAGUUUAGGAGUGUCAUAGGUGUACUCCACUACAAAAAGACUCCUAAGAUACUUGAAACAGGAACUCGGCUCAAACAUUUCAUCUCCACCAAAUUACUUUGUGACAACUUGGCUGCAGCACAACUCAGCCUUAACCCUGUUCAAUAUUCUCGAAUGAAGCAUAUUCAAAUAGACCUGCAUUUUCUUAGAGAUAUAGUUCAAAAAGUUGUGCUGAAAGUCCAUCAUGUAAAUACCCAAGAACAACUUGCAGAUCUUCUCACAAAGCCAUUGUCAAAGCAACGAACUAGCCAACUAAGAACCAAGAUUGGAAUUGCGGAUGGUAGCCCUAUCUUGAGGGGGCGUAUCAAAGAUCAUGGCACAAAUCAAGCAAUAGAUCAUAACAAAGAUAAUUAG